This is a messenger RNA of Bacidia gigantensis, 2013 nucleotides long. RefSeq lists its product as uncharacterized. The transcript is spliced from 2 exons. Bases 1 to 2013 code for a protein of 670 amino acids. NCBI's taxonomy places the organism in Eukaryota, Fungi, Ascomycota, Lecanoromycetes, Lecanorales, Ramalinaceae. The record is from RefSeq and is a predicted model, not a curated record.
AUGGCCAGCUUGAGGGAAGAAGCUCCCGCUAUUUCAGGCGGAGAGCUGCCUAUGGAAUUACGGAAAACAACAUCCAAGACAUUUGAGUUGUCGAGUAGCCCACGCAAACGUGCUCUUCCAAAAGAGAAACCUGAUGAGCUUAGCAUUUCGGCUGAUCCCACAGAGAGAAGCGACGACCCCGAAUCUCCUCCCAAGCGGCCUCGAACAGCCGAGUGGCCUCUUAAGAAUGGUGUCGAUCUCAAUGACCAGCCACGUGAGAAGGCUUCAUCACCUCCUUCCAAACGUAAGAAGUAUGGCAAGAAGACUCGAUCGUCGAAAUUCAAAGAGGGCAGUCUCAAUGACAAGCCCAGCAAACAGCCUCCAUCGUCAUUUCUAGAAGUAGGAGAUCCUCUUGAGACAUACGCAAAUCAAGAGACUACAAGAGAUCAAGCAGAUACUGUUUACACUGCUGGUCUAGAGACUGCGAAGGCUACGGGCGUGUUUCGUUUUGGCAAGGCGAUUGCAACAGCACUGAAUCCUGUCAAUUUCUGGCAGGGGUUCAAUGGUUCUCGAAAGGACAAACAACCUAGUGCUCAUGUGGAGCAUCAAAAGCCAGACACCCAGAAGGAGGAUAUCAACAAAGCAUAUACCGCUCUAAAGGAAGGCGGCUUCCAGGGCAUGAAGACGACCGUAAACCAUCAGCACAUAAACGUUGAGCCGACUCUCAACUUUGAGGAUCUGCAAGAUGCCUGCCGAAAUUCAUUCCAUGAUUCAGCCAUCGAUGUAGAAGCCCCAAGCAAGCGCAACAGCCAUGACACUACCUCCAGCAACAAGCUACAAAUCCCCGGUCGACGGAGCCGUGACAGGUCUAAAAGUCCAGCUUCAGUAGCUAGUUCAGGCCGAAGAUCCUUUACGCACCUGAGGUCUCCUUCAGUCCAGGAUCUCAAGAAGGUCAAAUCUCAUCUUCAGCUACCGUCAAAGAAGAAUCGAGCGUCCAAGGAAAUACCAUCGAUUGACUCUGUGCUUGCGGCCGAUACUCCUGAAGCCAAUAGAGGUUUACAGCGACGGCCGUCUAAAAAGGAGCUGGCUCGCGUACAGAAACUUAACAAAAGGGUCAGUGACUUGGAAACGAAGCUAGACUCUGCACGUCAAGAAUUACAAGAUUCGUUGGACUCCGCGCCAGCAGUCCCGCAAUUACCAACGACCGUAGGCCGUAAGCAGUUUGUGCCGGGUGCACUUGCUACUCUACCUUCGGAACGCCUGCUAGGAGCGCGUGCGCAACGCGUCCUGGACCAAGCUUCAGAUGCGACGUUCAAAGAGAGCGGCACUCGUCGAUCUCGCAAAAGCCUGGAAUUGAAAGACAACAACCACCGCUCUUGGCCCGAUGUCUCUCAGGGAAAGAAGGUUCCGGAUCCACAACCUAGACGCAGUUCUUCACGACGCAAAUCUUCUCGAGUCGGUUCUGCCGAAGUUCACGAUCUCGAGCAGCAAUCACCACCAAUGAAUUUAAUAGAUCCACAACUAGCGCUCCCAUCCGCGUUUCCAACAACACACAAUGUCCCAAGUUUACCCGUUGACUCCAAGACCGCAGUCCCCGAAUCCGAUCUCCUCACCAAAAACGCAGGCCACACCCCUACAACAAAGCGGCAAUCCAAAACCCUGCACAUCUCCUCCCAAGCUACCAACCGCGCCCGCUCUCCAGCACCACCGCCGACUUUCUCACCAAUCCAAACGCGUAGUCGAAAACGCGGCAUUUCGCCCCCACCACCAAGCCUGGUGUCUGAUUCGGUGAAGAAGAGGGCUUCUCGGGGCAGUGGUGUUGGUGUGGUGAAGGACGAUAAGGGGAAGGAAAGUCCGUUAGGGGACCGCGAUGGAAAUGGUGAGGGGGUAAGGAGGAGUCUGAAGAGAAGGAGUGGGGUGGGGCUUCGUGGCGGAGGUGGAGGUGGAGGUGGAGGUGGAGUGGAGAAUUGGAAGGACAAGCCCCUGCCGGAUAUUCAGCGCGAGGAGUGGGAGUGGGGGGAUGAUGUCUUUUGA